Molecule: messenger RNA, 852 nt
Organism: Amphimedon queenslandica
Lineage: Eukaryota; Metazoa; Porifera; Demospongiae; Haplosclerida; Niphatidae
Exons: 6
Coding region: 168-713 (181 amino acids)
Source: RefSeq, a predicted model, not a curated record
CCUUAAUAGGAUCGGCUAUUGGUCUCAUAAUAUUUGCAGUUGUAGCAGUAGCUUCAUUCUUUGUUAUCCUACUAUUUUGUUUUUCGCCAAAGUUACAAGGAAUAUUUAAAGACUUUGAUGUAAAAAAACUUUGUCAAUCUAGCUAUGUAUUUGACUCUCAAUGGCUGAUGGGACUACAACCUUUUUUCUCUUUCAAUAAUGAAGGAAGCUAUCAAUCUUCAAAGGAAGAUUACUGUGAAAGUAAAGGUACUGUUGGAGCAGUAACAGGAAAUGGAAGUCCAGCUGUUACAUAUUCAAAACCUGAGACUGAUAAAAAAGCACCAGAAAAUGAUGACAAUCAGUCAACAAUGAAUAGCACACCCUAUGUCAGUUUUCAAUCAGAAAGUGCUCUUUUGCCAUCACCAGAUAAAAACGAGCAGUUUUUAAAUCAGGAUUUUAACUCUGGUCCUUCUGACUUUGUCGGUAAUCCUCUAAAUGCUCCUCCUCACAUCGUAGUUAACACAUUGGACCAGAAACUAACAUUCCCUGUUCCGGUAGCUGAUUCCACUAACAACCUUGUUGUACUUGAAUCUGAAAUUCGAAAAAGAAAAUUGUCUCGCGCUUUUUCACAAGAGGGUGAAACAAAACAGGAAGAUAAUAAUGCUACUGCUGCUUUUGUAUCUCCUCAUGAAGUAUUUGACACAGCUGGUGACAAGAAGACUCAACCUCAUUAGGAGGAACACUUUUGCUGCCUCAUUAGGAGGGAAACUUUGCUAUUGUUUGUAUCAUUGCUGCUGUCUUUAACGCUGCUUAUGCUAAAUUAUUUGUAUAGAUUUGUUUCUUUGUGUCAUUAUUGCUGCUAACAUUUGACAA